Messenger RNA from Panonychus citri (citrus red mite), 675 nucleotides. RefSeq lists its product as uncharacterized. The transcript is spliced from 3 exons. Lineage: Eukaryota; Metazoa; Arthropoda; Arachnida; Trombidiformes; Tetranychidae. The record is from RefSeq and is a predicted model, not a curated record. Bases 117 to 539 code for a protein of 140 amino acids.
UAGUUGGAUUCUCAGGCCAUUCGGAUUAGCGGUUAUCCCAAGAGUAAAACAAAUAGACAAAAAAACUUUUCAUUUUCAUUUCAACGAGAAAUCAACAAACACAAACAAAACUCAACAUGCAAUCAAUGAUCAUUUUCGCAGUUCUCUUCUCAGUUGCCUACGGUAGCUACAUCCACGCUCCAGCCGCCGCCAUCGUUACUGGUGUCGCUCAAGCUCCAGUUUCAAUUCCAACAGUAGUUAAAACCGGAAUCACCCAACACGCUUUCAAUGUCCCAGAAUCACGAUUCACCCGAUCAGACUGGUCAACUCCAGGUGCCACCUAUGCCAUUCCCGCUGUUGCCCAAUACACAGUUACCCGACCUGGAUACACCACCUACCAAGAAGGUCCAUCAAUAGUCCGAAAUGGAUACGUGCCAACCUCAGUUCCAGUUGCCACCAUCACCAAACACCAAGCUCUUACUGCCAUCCCCGCUGCCCCAUACGCUUACGCCCCAUUCGCAGCCCAUGGUUACGCUGCCCCUUACGCUACCGCUUGGUAAAUGUCACACACAAAUAAAACACCAACAAAAAAAAACACAAAACAACAAACUCAGAUUUCAAAAUGCAAUUUGUUUAAUUAUAACCAAUUAUCAUUAUUAGUAUCAUUAAUAAAUCAAUAAUUUCAUUUCACAACAA